AAAAUAUCUUCUUAUUUGGACAUUUUCAGUUCUCGGCACUGUUCUCUCUCCUCCCGGAGCAAAACGCAGCGUUUCAACCCUCCAGAGCUCCGCCGCCGCCGAUCACCAGAGAAAGGGAACAAUGGCGAGUUCUAGUUCCCCCAAUUCUUCUGUCCGUGUCAUCAAGAAAUAUGCAGUGGAGGGUCUUAAGGACAAGGCCUUGAAAGAACACUUGAACAUGAUUCGGGACAAAGACUCCCUUCACAAAUAUGGGGCAAAGCUGUACAAAUCUAUAGCAAAAUUCGCCAUCGUUGAUGAAGCCCUAGAGCAGCUAAUUAAGGUUCACUCUGAGCCGCCCACCCGCACUAUGGUCAUUGGGAACAAUCAAGUAAUGUCAUACACUUGUUCUCGCAAUUCUUCUGCUGAUGACCUCAAGAAACAUGCAAUGGAGGUUUUCAAGGAUGCGACCAAAGAUUGUGAGGACAAGGACAUCAAAGAAAAAUUUGACAUGAUUCAGGACUACAGUUCCCUUGAGAAAUCUGCGUUUAUGUUCUUCAAUUCUAUGGUGAAUUCCGGCUUCCUUGACGAAGCUGAAGAGCUCCUUAAGAAGGCCAUACUGCCUGUUGUGGCGGUCCACACCUAUGUCAUUGGGGUUGGGGUCGCUUCCGGCAAUACCAAUGCUGCUCUCAAGGCCUUUCAGCACAUGUCAGCCUCUGGGUUGCUCCAAACUCCUAUACUUAUGCAGUUUUGA
This is a messenger RNA of Rosa chinensis, 730 nucleotides long. RefSeq lists its product as uncharacterized. The transcript is spliced from 2 exons. Lineage: Eukaryota; Viridiplantae; Streptophyta; Magnoliopsida; Rosales; Rosaceae. The record is from RefSeq and is a predicted model, not a curated record. The coding region runs from base 122 to 730 and encodes 202 amino acids.